Molecule: messenger RNA, 891 nt
Organism: Rhinocladiella mackenziei CBS 650.93
Lineage: Eukaryota; Fungi; Ascomycota; Eurotiomycetes; Chaetothyriales; Herpotrichiellaceae
Exons: 1
Coding region: 1-891 (296 amino acids)
Source: RefSeq, a predicted model, not a curated record
AUGCCUGCACCGGCCCAGCUCAGCGCCGAGUCCGACGACCAGCCUCGUAGCCAGUUCCCCGGUUUCUUGCUCGACUGCGGCAAGGUCUCGCCAAUUGAGGCGGACGACCCCAACGUGCAGGUCUUCCCCGCUGGGAUCAACAACCGCGGAGUGAUUGUGGGCGAAUACGUCCGGCCCGAUGGCGAGUCCGGGCUGCGGAGAGACCCCGAUGGGACGAUCUCCACUUUUGACGUCCCCGGAGCCGCCGGGACGGAGGCCAGCGACAUCAACGACAGCGGCAUCGUCUCGGGCGCCUACAGCCAGGAUACGCCGAUCGUCAAUAACUCAACCCGGCCGCGGGGGUUCCUGCUGGACGGCGAGAAGCUCACUACCAUCGAGGUCAAAAAUGCCGCAGGCACCGGAGUCAACGGUAUCAACAACCGCGGGCAGGCGGUGGGAGCAUACACGGACUCCAGCGGCGCCAUCCACGGCUUCCGCUGGGAGCAGGGGCGCAUCACGACCAUCGACAUCCCCGAUGCCGUCAACACGACACUGAUCGGCAUUAAUAACCGGGGCCAGAUCGUCGGCACCACGACGGACAUUGCGGGCACGACGAUCCGCGGUUUCCUGUGGGAGGAUGGUCUAGUCACCAAUAUCAGCGUCCCCGGCGCCGCCAUCACCUCGCCCCAGCGGAUCAACAACCUCGGACAGAUCGUGGGCUUCACCGCUGACGACCUGGCGCUCACCGGAGCCCGGGGAUUCUUGCUAGCCAGGGGCGUGAACGGCCCGUUGACCACAGUGGAUGUGCCCGGCGCACCCAGGACCGCUCCGGCAGCCAUCAACGACCGCGGCCAGAUCGUUGGCUUGUACGAGAAUCCCAAUGCGCAGCUCUCCGCGCCAGUGGACCAGUAA